AUGAGUCCAUCCAUGAUCACUGGAAACGGUCCACGGGGCUGCCGUCUCCCCUCCAUCUCAAGCGCGACCCGUGGCAGAGAGCUGGAGAAGGUUCCAGAAGGAAGGGACUCUGGCAUGACCGAGGUGGAGAGGACCUACAAGAGCACCACCGAAGCAGAGAGUCUCAUAAAUUACCUCACUGGAUCUCACAACAGUGGAGAAGUAUAUUACUUAUGAGUUAAGGGAGCCAGAGAUUUGACCUUCCCAGUGCUUGGGUUAAUAAAUGGGAUGUUUUGCCAACACAACAUCCUCUGGCAAAAGUGUCAGUUCCUCAUCUUCUGUGGAAACAGGCCCAAGUGUCAGUGAGCCUCCAGGCCUCCCCAGAGUGUCUGCUUACCUACACACCACUGCUGACUUGGAUCAGAAACCCUCCUCCUCACAUUCUGGUCACUCCUCGGAAAUGUCAUUGCCUCAAGUCCAAAAGGAUAAGUAUCCUGAGGAAUUCAGCCUGCUUAAGUUGCAGACAAAAGAUGGGCAUCGUCCUGAGUGGACGUUUUACCCGAGGUUUAGCAUCAACAUCCACACUUACCAUGUCGGAAAGCAGUGCUUCUUUAAUGGAGUCUUCCUCGGCAACAAGAGAUCUCUAUCAGAGAGGACGGUGGACAAGUGCUUUGGGAGAAAGAAAUACGAUAUUGAUCCCAGGAAUGGAAUCCCAAAGUUAACUCCAGGGGAUAAUCCAUAUAUGUACCCAGAACAGAGUAAAGGCUUCCACAAGGCAGGAUCAACGCUCCCACCAGUGAAUUUUUCAACAGUACCUUAUGAAAAGAAAUUUGAUACAUUUAUUCCGCUUGAGCCUCUUCCACAAAUUCCCAACUUGCCUUUCUGGGUGAAGGAGAAGGCCAACAGUUUGAAGAAUGAGAUACAAGAGGUUGAGGAGCUCAACAACUGGCAGCCAGCAGUGCCCUUAAUGCACAUUCUGCUCCUUCCUGGUGCUUUGGACUUUCCAAGACAAUCCUGAGCAUAAACAGGCCCACAAAACAUGUGCUGACUGCACUCUGGCGAGCCUUUUCCAGUUGAUGGUUUUUCUCAUGUGACUGUUCUAAAUUCAAUGUUUGACCCUUA
Piliocolobus tephrosceles (Ugandan red Colobus) is the source of this 1101-nucleotide messenger RNA. It is a transcript of the gene SPATS1, whose product is annotated as spermatogenesis associated serine rich 1. The coding region runs from base 263 to 997 and encodes 244 amino acids. The transcript has 9 exons. Lineage: Eukaryota; Metazoa; Chordata; Mammalia; Primates; Cercopithecidae. The record is from RefSeq and is a predicted model, not a curated record.